UCACACAAGUAGUAAUUCUAAAUACUAUCGUUGCUUUCAAGUAUUGACCUCGACGCUAUCUCUUCCAAGUUCCCAAAAUAUCUACACCUCCACCGCCGUCCAGUCUAUAAUCAACAUGCUUAUACAUAUCCGUACCGUCUACCUAAACAUGAUCCGCAAUGGCUCGAAGCCAGUAGAAGGCCGCAUGAAUGAGCCUAAGUAUGCAGCCAUCGUCGCCGGUCAGAAGAUCACUUUCUAUGAUGGCGACGACUCUGAUGAGGAAGGCGAUGGUAACGCAGAUUCAAAGAUAAACCUUGGAAAUACGUUAGAAGCCGAGGUCGUUGAGGUUAGGAGAUUCAAAGGCUUUAAGGAGAUGCUCCAAGCGUACGGAGUCCAAGCUUUCUUGCCGGAUUUCAACGGCAGCUUGGACGAAGCAGUAGAGGUGUAUAGGGGGUUUGAGGGGUACAGAGAGGGCGAGGAGGAAUUUGGUGCCUGUGCUAUCAAGCUGAUGGUGCUAUAAGAGCUUGAUUUUGAGAUGCAAUUUAUCAUCUGAGCAUUUGAGGUACUUUCGAAGGUCCAGAGAUCACUCACUUAGACCUAAGGCUUUGCAGAUCUUUGUCACGAACUGCUGUCGUCGCAGCCCCUAUGCACUCGUUAGUUAAAGCAAACUAUAAUCAAUGAGAAGUUUACCGUCAACAGAGGAACUGUUUGAAGGGCAACACAUGUGAGGCUGUGAUCAUGUGUAUUUAUUUGGGCUUAGCCUGGAGGUAAAGGGUGCGUAAAGUAGCAACCGCGCCCUGCCAAAUUCAGCAGCUCUAACCCCGAGAAGUGGCUUUAUUUUAUAAAAUAGAUCCUGAGGAUUAAUAGUAAAAGCUUUAAAAUAUAAAGGGUUAUAGAAUGGAG
Molecule: messenger RNA, 882 nt
Organism: Pseudogymnoascus verrucosus
Lineage: Eukaryota; Fungi; Ascomycota; Leotiomycetes; Thelebolales; Thelebolaceae
Exons: 2
Coding region: 116-499 (127 amino acids)
Source: RefSeq, a predicted model, not a curated record